This is a messenger RNA of Durotheca rogersii, 757 nucleotides long. RefSeq lists its product as uncharacterized. The coding region runs from base 37 to 681 and encodes 214 amino acids. The transcript has a single exon. Lineage: Eukaryota; Fungi; Ascomycota; Sordariomycetes; Xylariales; Xylariaceae. The record is from RefSeq and is a predicted model, not a curated record.
CCGCCAAACCGCCCCCCCCUCGUGCAUCUCGCAGCCAUGUCUACGGACAACGACUCCGAUGGCGGAUUCCUUCCGGACCUGUCCGCGAACAGCACGUACAGCCAGUUCGUCGGGAUGCUGCAGGCGGACCGCCACCUGCAGCCUCCUCCUAGGGGCGGCUACGACAUCGUCCAGCACAGCCCCGGCGGAAUCCCGCCGGUGAUUCGAGACUCCCUGUGCGAGGGCCUGUACGUCGACUUCCUGCCCGCGCCUCGAGCGGGAGGAGCUCACGACGACGAUGACAACGACGACGACGAUAACGAGGACAACGACAACGACGACGACGACGACGACGACCGCACCGGCAACAGAGUCAUCAUCCGGCUCGACUUCGCGGACCCGGUGCGCCACCCCGCCGGCGGCGAUCUCUACUCUAGCGCCGCGGUCGCCGCGCGCGUGUUCGACGGCUGGCCAUGGGAUCUCUACCUCAGGCCCAGCCAGCAGCCGCUCUUAGUGCCGGCGCGGCUAGUCGUGCGGCCUGUGGCGCGCGCGGCUGCGGCCGUGGCGUCCUUCCGGCUGCCGGUGGCGCCGGGCACCACCCUCGGCGCCCUGGUGCGCGUGCUCGCGGAUUCGAGCAUGGGUUGGUUUAGCUUCGUGCGAGACGCGGAGGGCGCGCGCCGCGGGAAUCGCGAUUUCAUGUGAGUCUGGCCGGCCCCUGAGCGCGUCCGACUCCGACCGGAGACACGCGCGCAGAGAGAGAGAGGGGGGGGAGAAAGGG